AUGGGCAUCUUGCGCAAGGCUGAAGAAGCCCUGACGGGCCACAACCAAGAGUCGGCCCACUCUACCAACCAUGGACCCCACGACUCCAAUAUCGUGAACAAGCUUGACCCAAGGGUCGAUAGCGAUAAAGACAAUCGGGUUCGCCACGAGGCCAUGGGCGGUGCCACCGGCCCACAUAGUUCAGACAUGGCCAACAAACUGGACCCCCGAGUGGACAGUGACAGAGAUAAUCGCGCACACAAUACUUCCACGAGCCAAAUGCCCAUUACGCGACCGGCUAAGACCACCACCGAUGUUGAUCCUCGCUACGAAACCCGGCAAGGCGCACAUGCCACUCAUCAAAGCUGGCCCGCCACAGCCUCUAACCCCGGCACCUCUUCUAUCAACGCAGGCCCACACAGCUCAAACCUGGCUAACAAGCUGGAUCCUCGCGUUGAUUCUGAUUUGGAUACCCGGGCUCGACAUGACGCUCUCGCCGGUGGUGGCCACAAUAACCUCACCACGGGAGCUACUGUAGGUCCACAUUCGAGCGACGUGGCUAACAAGCUCGAUCCUCGCGUGGACUCUGAUCUUGAUAAUCGCAAGACCGGUACCCAGCGGGAAUGGAUUGGCUGA
Molecule: messenger RNA, 615 nt
Organism: Penicillium maclennaniae
Lineage: Eukaryota; Fungi; Ascomycota; Eurotiomycetes; Eurotiales; Aspergillaceae
Exons: 3
Coding region: 1-615 (204 amino acids)
Source: RefSeq, a predicted model, not a curated record